Messenger RNA from Leucoraja erinaceus (little skate), 7264 nucleotides. Its product is annotated as gastrula zinc finger protein XlCGF17.1-like. The coding region runs from base 203 to 1198 and encodes 331 amino acids. The transcript is spliced from 2 exons. Gene Ontology annotation, cellular component: nucleus. NCBI's taxonomy places the organism in Eukaryota, Metazoa, Chordata, Chondrichthyes, Rajiformes, Rajidae. Gene Ontology annotation, molecular function: RNA polymerase II transcription regulatory region sequence-specific DNA binding; DNA-binding transcription factor activity, RNA polymerase II-specific. Gene Ontology annotation, biological process: regulation of transcription by RNA polymerase II. The record is from RefSeq and is a predicted model, not a curated record.
CACGUGAGGCGGGGCCGGUGACGUAGUUGUGAUCACGUGUGGCGUUGUGUGGCGGCCGGCGGGAGGAGCAGCGCGAGCUCAGGGUUUAGGAGCCGUUGCUGUGGACGGAAAGACGGGGACGUGAGUUGCUAUUGAGGGCGGCCAGGGUGCCGUUGAGCCCCCGUCUGCUCAGUGUGCGGGCUGAGCUUCGUUGGAGGACCAGAUGACAGGGCACAACAAGAAGAAGCUUUAUGAGUGCGAUGUGUGUGGCAAGGCCUGGCAGAAGCCGAGCCAGCUGGAUAUCCACCGGCGGGUUCACACAGGAGAACGCCCCUUUGACUGCUCCGACUGCAGCAAGUGCUUCAAAACGGUGCAGGACCUGAAGGCCCACCGACAGGUGCACACGGGCGAGAAGCCCUAUGGCUGCUCCACCUGCGGCGAGAGGUUUGCCUGGUUGUCGGGGAUGAGGAACCACCAGCGGGUGCACAGCAGUGAACGGCCCUUCACCUGCUCCGACUGCGGCAAAGGUUUCAAGUCGCCCGCGGACCUGAAGGAGCAUAGGCGCGUGCACUCCGGGGAGCGGCCCUAUACCUGCAGCGACUGCGGCAAGAGCUUCAUCCGCUCCAACGAGAUGCUGAGGCACCAGCUCACCCACACCGGCGAGAGGCCCUACACCUGCGCGCAGUGCGGCAAGGGCUUCAUCCGCUCCAACGAGAUGCUGAGGCACCAGCGCACCCACACCAGCGAGCGCCCCUUCACCUGCGCCCAGUGCGACAAGGGCUUCACCCGCUCCAGCCACCUGCUGAGGCACCAGAUUACCCACACUGGGGAGCGCCCCUUCAUCUGUGCCCAGUGCGGCAAAGGCUUCACCCUCUCCAGCAGCCUGCUAAGGCACCAGCGCAUCCACACCGGCGAGCGCCCCCACACCUGCGCCCAGUGCGGCAAGAGCUUCAUCCGCUCCACCGAGCUGCUGUCCCACCAGCGGGUGCACGCCGCCGACCAUCCCGUCCCCAGCCCGGUUCGUGGAGAGCGCUUUGCCAUGGCCUCCCACGCUCUGUCUCAGCAGCGCGUGCACACCAGUGGCCAGCCCUACAACUGCCUGUACUGUGGUGACGCGUUUGACAGCUCACGGGGGUUGCGACAGCACCGGCGGGCCCACGCCGGCGAACAGCUGCUCCCACUGCGGCAAGCAUUUCAAGAGCGCACGGGGGCUGCGUGAGCACCAGCGGAUACACACCGGAGAGAGACCCUUAGUGUGUGCUGAGUGUGGCAAGGCUGUGGCAGCACCGGCAUACCCACAGCGGUGAGCGUCCAUUCCACUGCUGUUAGAUAGGACACAAAAUGUUGGAUGGAAUGGGUAACGUUUUGGGUUGAGACCCUCUUCAAUCUCGACACCCAUUCAUUCUCUCCAGAGAUGCAAGUUGGGCUGAAGGGCCUGUUUCUGUGCUGGGUGACUGACUCAUUCAUCUAGGCUAUUCUGCACCGUCUAUUAUUGAGUAAUGAGGAAGGGGUCAGCCAUGAUCAUAUUGAAUGGCGGUGCAGGCUCGAAGGGCCGAAUGGCCUACUCCUGCACCUAAUUUCUAUGUUUCCAUGUAAGGGUUAGUUAGUAGUCUUGUUGUACGUGCCCCCUUGGGCAAGAGUGACCAUAAUAUGGUUGAGUUCUUCAUAAGGAUGGAGAGUGACAUUGUUAAUUCAGAAACAAUGGUUCUGAAAUUAAAGAAACUCAGAACUGCUGUAGAUUUGGGAGCAACAGCAGGAGGAGAUUAGCAAGAGAUCAGACUGAUUGGCUCUAGCCCGAGUGGGAGGAGAGAAGUGAGUCAGUGCCGGGAGAACAGUUGAAAACUGAGGAAUUUGGUUUGUAAAUUGGUAAAUCGGGCAAUUUAUCAGUCAAUUUAAGCAACACGGCUCUUAGGGAGCGGCAGUGAGUGAAGUGCCCUGUGAGUAAAGUGUGAGUCUUUGGCGUGGAGGCUGAGGGGAGGAGACCACGCAAUAUGCUUGAGACGUAGAGACGAAAGAAGGAGAUGUCAGGUAAGCUGAUUCAGUGCGAUGCUUGCAGUAUAUGGGAGGUCAAGGACACCGCUGGUGCCUCUCGCUGCUACAAAUGUGAGAAGUGCAUCCAGGUAGAGCUCCUGAAGGACCGUGUUGGGGAACUGGAGAAGCAAGUGGAUGACCUCCGGUUCGUCUGAGAAACGGAGUCGUUCCUCGACAAGUCCUACAGUACGAUUGUUACACCUAAGGUACUGGAAGAGAGAAGGUGGGAGACGGUGAGAAAGGGAGGGAAGCAUGGAAUGCAAACGUCCCCGGGUGGUGUACCUCUUGUGAACAGGUUCACCCACUUAGAAGCUGUCGGGACAGAAGACGUGUUUACACUGAGCGGCGGACUGGCUUGCGAUGCGAAUAGGGCUGUUGAGCCAAAACCAAAAAGGCCUAAGGCAGGCAACGCCAUUGUAGUGGUAGACUCCAUUGUGAGAGGUACGGACAGGGGUUUCUGCGGCAGCAGACGGGAUGCGAGGAUGGUGUGCUGCCUUCCUGGUGCCAGGAUCCAGGAUGUCACGGACAGAGUGCAGAAAAUCCUCAAGGGCGAAGGUGAACAGCCGGAAGUGGUAGUGCAUGUCGGCACAAACGAUGUCGGAAAGAAGGGGAUGAAUAUUCUGCAGCGUGACUUUAGAGAGCUCGGAAAUAUGCUGAAAAGAAGGACUUCCAGGGUUGUUAUCUCCGGUUUGCUUCCAGUUCCUCGUGCUGGCGAGAGCAGGAACAGGGAGAUACGGGACCUGAACGUGUGGCUGAGGAACUGGUGCACGGGGCAGGGAUUUAGAUUCUUAGAUCACUGGGAUCUGUUUUGGGGUAAGGGGGAACUGUACAAAAGGGACGGAUUGCAUCUUAACAGGUGUGGGACCAGCAUUCUGGCAGGCAGGUUUGCCACUGCUACACGGGUGGUUUUAAACUGAAUAAGGGGGGUGGGGUGUCGAAUGGGAUAGUGGAGGAUGGAGUUAAAGGGAAAGGGUUUCUUAAAUGUGUGAGCGUAGAGACAGAGGGGUGUGAAAUGAGGGUAGAAGCAAUAGGUAGCAAGGUGAAAAGUAAAAGUGGCAGGCCGGCAAAUCCAGGGCAAAAAUCAAAAAGGGCCACUUUUCAGCAUAAUAGUAUAAGGGGUAAGAGUGUUGUAAAAACAAGCCUGAAGGCUUUGUGUCUCAAUGCAAGGAGCAUUCGUAAUAAGGUGGAUGAGUUGAAUGUGCAGAUAGCUAUUAAUGACUAUGAUAUAGUUGGGAUCACGGAGACAUGGCUCCAGGGUGACCAAGGCUGGGAGCUGAACAUCCAGGGAAAUUCAAUAUUCGGGAGGGAUAGACAGAAAGGGAAAGGAGGUGGGGUAGCGUUGCUGGUUAGAGAGCAGAUUAACGCAAUAGAAAGGAAGGACAUUAGCUUUGAGGAUGUGGAAUCGAUAUGGGUAGAGCUGCGAAAGACUAAGGGGCAGAAAACGCUAGUGGGAGUUGUGUACAGGCCACCUAACAGUAGUAGUGGAGUUGGGGAUGGCAUCAAACAGGAAAUUAGAAAUGCGUGCAACAAAGGUAAAACAGUUAUAAUGGGUGACUUCAAUCUACAUAUAGAUUGGGUGAAUCAAAUUGGCAGGGGUGCUGAGGAAGAGGAUUUCUUGGAAUGUAUGCGGGAUAGUUUUCUAAACCAACAUGUAGAGGAACCAACGAGAGAGCAGGCUAUUCUAGACUGGGUAUUGAGUAAUGCGGAAGGGUUAGUUAGCAGUCUUGUGCAUGGCCCCUUGGGCAAGAGUGACCAUAAUAUGGUUGAUUUCUUCAUUAGGAUGGAGAGUGACGUCGUUAAUUCAGAAACAAGGGUCCUGAACUUAAAGAAAGGUAACUUUGAGGGUAUGAGACGUUAAUUGGCCAAGAUAGACUGGCGAUUGAUUCUUAAUGGGUUGUCGGUGGAUAUGCAAUGGAAGGCAUUUAAAGACUGCAUGGAUGAACUACAACAAUUGUUCAUCCCAGUUUGGCAAAAAUAUAAAUCAGGGAAGGUAGUGCAUCCAUGGAUAACAAGGAAAAUCAGGGAUAGUAUCAAAACAAAAGAUGAAGCGUACAAAUUAGCCAGAAAAAGCAGCCUACCAGAGGACUGGGAGAAAUUCAGAGACCAGCAGAGGAGGACAAAGGGCUUAAUUAGGAAAGGGAAAAUAGAUUAUGAAAGAAAACUGGCAGGGAACAUAAAAACAGACUGCAAAAGCUUUUAUAGAUAUGUGAAGAGAAAAAGAUUAGUUAAAACAAAUGUAGGUCCCUUGCAGUCAGAAACGGGUGAAUUGAUCAUGGGGAACAAGGACAUGGCAGACCAAUUGAAUAGCUACUUUGGUUCUGUCUUCACUAAGGAAGACAUAAAUAAUCUGCUGGAAAUAGCAGGGGACCGGGGGUCAAAUAAGAUGGGGGGAACUGAGUGAAAUCCAAAUUAGCCGGGAAGUGGUGUUAGGUAAAUUGAAUGGAUUAAAGGCCGAUAAAUCCACAGGGCCAGAUAGGCUGCAUCCCAGAGUACUUAAGGAAGUAGCCCCAGAAAUAGUGGAUGCAUUAGUGAUAAUUUUUCAAAACUCUUUAGAUUCUGGAGUAGUUCCUGAGGAUUGGAGGGUAGCUAAUGUAACCCCACUUUUUAAAAAGGGAGGGAGAGAGAAAACGGGGAAUUACAGACCAGUUAGUCUAACGUCGGUAGUGGGGAAACUGCUAGAAUCAGUUAUUAAAGAUGGGAUAGCAGCAUAUUUGGAAAGUUGUGAAAUCAUUGGACAAAGUCAGCAUGGAUUUAUGAAAGGUAAAUCAUGUCUGACGAAUCUUAUAGGAUUUUUCGAGGAUGUAACUAGUAGAGUGGAUAAGGGAGAACCAGUGGAUGUGUUAUUGUUUUUUGUUCGGCAUGGACUUGUAGGGCCGAGAUGGCCUGUUUCCGUGCUGUAAUUGUUAUAUGGUUAUAUGGUAUAUCUGGACUUUCAGAAGGCAUUCGACAAGGUCCCACAUAACAGAUUAGUAUACAAACUUAAAGCACACGGUAUUGGGGGUUCAGUAUUGAUGUGGAUAGAGAACUGGUUGGCAGACAGGAAGCAAAGAGUAGGAGUGAACGGGUCCUUUUCACAAUGGCAGGCAUUGACUAGUGGGGUACCGCAAGGCUCAGUUCUGGGACCCCAGCUAUUUACGAUAUAUAUUAAUGAUUUGGACGAGGGAAUUGAAUGCAACAUCUCCAAGUUUGUGGAUGACACACGAAGCGGGGGGGCAGUGUUAGCUGUGAGGAGGAUGCUAGGAGGCUGCAAGGUGACUUGGAUAGGUUGGGUGAGUGGGCAAAUGCAUGGCAGAUGCAGUAUAAUGUGGAUAAGUGUGAGGUGGUCCAUUUUGGUGGCAAAAACAGGAAAGUAGACUAUUAUCUGAAUGGUGGCCGAUUAGGAAAGGGGGAGAUGCAACGAGACCUGGGUGUCAUGGUACACCAGUCAUUAAAAGUAAGCAUGCAGGUGCAGCAGGCAGUGAAGAAGACGAAUGGUAUGUUAGCAUUCAUAGCAAAAGGAUUUGAGUAUAGGAGCAGGGAGGUUCUACUGCAGUUGUACAGGGUCUUGGUGAGACUACACAUGGAGUAUUGCGUACAGUUUUGGUCUCCUAAUCUGAGGAAAGACAUUCUUGCCAUAGAGGGAGUACAGAGAAGGUUCACCAGACUGAUUCCUGGGAUGUCAGGACUUUCAUAUGAAGAAAGACUGGAUAGACUCGGUUUGUACUCGUUAGAAUUUAGAAGAUUGAGGGGGGAUCUUAUAGAAACUUACAACAUUCUUAAGGGGUUGGACAGGCUAGAUGCUGGAAGAUUGUUCCCGAUGUUGGGGAAGUCCAGAACAAGGGGUCACAGUUUAAGGAUAAGGGGGAAAUCUUUUAGGACCGAGAUGAGGAAAACGUUUUUCACACAGAGAGUGGUGAACCUCUGGAAUUCUCUGCCUCAGAAGGUAGUUGAGGCCAGUUCAUUGGCUAUAUUUAAGAGGGAGUUAGAUGUGGCCCUUGUGGCUAAAGGGAUCCGGGGGUAUGGAGAGAAGGCAGGAACAGGAUACUGAGUUGGAUGAUCAGCCAUGAUCAUAUUGCAUGGUGGUGCAGGCUCGAAGGGCCGAAUGGCCUACUCCUGCACCUAAUUUCUAUGUUUCUAUGUCUCCAAAGCCUCCACAUCCUGUAAUGGGGGCGACCAGAACUGACCCCGAUAUUCCAAAUGUUGCCUGACCAAAGUCCUAUAAAGCUGCAUGGUGACUUCCUGACUCUCCAGAAGGUCAUCAGUGAUAGGAACAGAAUUAGGCCAUUUGGCCCAUCGAGUCUACUCCACCAUUCAAUCAUGGCUGGUCUAUCUCUCCUUCCUAAACCCAUUAUCCUGCCUUCUUCCCGUAACCCCUGACACCCGUACUAAUCAACAAUCUACCUCUGCCUUAAAUAUAUCCACUGGCUUGUCCUCCACCGCCGCCGGUGGCAAUGAAUCCCACAGAUUCACCACCCACUGGCUAAAGAAAUUCCUCCUCAUCUCCUUCCUACUGAUAGGGACGUCCUUUAAUUCUGGGGGCUGUGACCUCUGGUCCUAGACUCUCCCACUAAUGGAAACAUCCUCUCCACAUCCAAUCUAUCCAAACCUUUCAUUAUUUGGGAAGUUUCAAUGAGGUCUUAUAGUAGAUAUUAUUUUCUGUAUAAAAUGUAUCUUAUAUAAUCUGUAUUUGAAAGUAGUUUAAGAAGUGUGGCCGUUCUCAGGUUACAGGCCAUUUGGUCAGUCACAGACCACAUGCUUUUUCUCAGGAGACAUUCUGUAAUACAAAGGGCUCAGCAUUUACGACUGGCAAUUGUUUAUAUUUAGAUAGCAAGGCAUCUCUAGUAAGGCAUCUCAGGAUCUGUGAGCUAUGUUUAAUUAUGCUCAUGUUGGGUGGAGGGUAUGUGACCUUUGUAUGUUGAAUUUAUUUUGUUUAUACAAACUGAGGGGACUAAGAUGUUGAGAAAGAAUAGUGGGGCUGGAAAUGUGACAACCCUUUGAAUAAUGUCAGUAUGAUAGCAAAGUCGUAAAGAGGCCCAUGGAAUGUCUCUCCCUAGAGAAGGGGGAUCCCUACAAGGAGGGGGAGGGAGCUAAGAUAGGCAAGAGAUAAUUAUUGUUUGUCACCUGGGACAGUGUUAUGAUGCUGGCUAUAGGAGAUGUGGGUUUGCAAAGACAGUGAAUUUUAAAGUGUGUAACGUAAGAUAAUGUUAGUUUAUAUAUGAUUUAUAAAGAAGAUCAUCUGGGAUAUAUAUAUUGUCCUUUAAUUAGGGAAAUAUGG